AGAACUCUCUAACAGAAAAAGAAAAAAAGAAAAAAAAAAAAAGCUUAAAGCCUUGUGGGUGUUGCAGAGUGUCUAGCAUAGGCAGCUACAAGUGUAGAAGCACUGUUGCCGAAUGUCUCAGAGCCAUCCCCUUCUUUUAUGGCAGAAGCAGAGAGAGCAACAAACUUGCCUUCCCCCUCACCAAUGUUAACUGAACCCAGCUGUAGGCCUGUGUAUCAAACUCUGCAAUCCGACAAAAAAAUGCCGCUGUUUCUCACCUUCCCCCGCCCCCCAUUACGCUUAUUCAAUUAAUCAUCUCUGUUCUCUACUCGCUUCUCCCCCUACCCAAACAAAAUCAGAAUCAAAAUCAAAGACACCCACGUAUGUAUAAGACUACUUCUGCCAUCCUUCCCCCUUAGCCUGAAUUCCACCUUCUAUUCUUCUUCUUCUUCUGAAGAUGCUCUGUUUCAAUCAGAGGCUUGUGGUUUUGGGUGUGAUCGUAAUCUGUGCUCAUUAUCUGACACAGAGUUCUUCACAAACCCAACUCAGAGUGGGGUUCUACUCCCGCACAUGCCCCCAGGCCGAGUCCAUCGUCAGGUCCGUCGUCCAAGCCGCCGUCGCCAGCGACCCCACCAUGGCUGCCGUCCUGCUCAGGCUCCACUUUCACGACUGCUUCGUCGAGGGGUGUGACGGGUCGAUUCUCAUCGACAACGGCGCCAAUGCUGAAAAGAAUGCAUUCGGUCAUCAAGGUGUUCGAGGUUUCGAUGUGAUAGAGGCCGCAAAAUCUCGAUUAGAAAGUGUUUGCCGAGGCGUGGUGUCUUGUGCAGACAUAGUGGCUUUGGCCGCCAGAGAUGCCAUCUCCUUGAGUAGAGGGCCAUCGUAUGCGGUGCCGACCGGCCGGAGAGACGGGCGGGUGUCGGAUUUGUCGCUGGCAGCCAACAUGCCGGACGUCCGCGACUCCAUUCAGCUUCUGAGAUCAAAGUUCCGGCGGAUGGGCCUCUCCGACAGAGACCUCGUUCUUCUAAGCGCGGCACACUCCAUAGGAACCACCGCCUGCUUCUUCAUGACCCAUCGGCUUUACAACUUCACCGGGAGGGGCGACGCCGAUCCGGCGAUCAGCCGGAACUUUCUGCCGAAGCUGAAGGCGACGUGCCCCAACGGCGGCGACGUUAACGUCCGGUUGCCUCUGGAUCCGAUGACGGGUCAAGUACUCGACGAUCAGAUCCUGCGCAACAUCAGGGCCGGGUUUGCGGUUAUAGAGUCCGACGCGAGGCUGUACGAUGACCGGAGCACCAGGCAGCUGGUGGACUUCUAUUCGGGCUUCCGGAACUCGCAAUUCGGGUCGCCAUUCGGGUCGGAUUUUGCGAGGUCUAUGGUGAAAAUGGGUCAGAUUGGGGUGAAAACGGGUUUCAAGGGAGAGAUUAGGCAAGUUUGUAGGUCUUUUAAUUAAACCAUGAAGCUACAAUUCUUGACUUAUGUCUCUAGAGUAUUUCAAUAAGUUAAAAUAAGUCGUAUACAAAGAUUUGAAUUUUGAAUUUCAUAAGAAAAAUGCUCGGAAUAUUAGGUUUGUGAUGACACAGACUUACUUGGUAAGACACCAUUAGAGGCAGGUGUUGGGAUCUACAAACCUACUCUUAUCAGUGUCUUGUCAAAUGGGUUCAUGUUAUCAUAGUUCGAGAUAUGUAGCAUGGUUGAAAUCUCAUAUUAUAACAUGGGCUCGUUUUGAUUUUAUUCA
Molecule: messenger RNA, 1714 nt
Organism: Malania oleifera
Lineage: Eukaryota; Viridiplantae; Streptophyta; Magnoliopsida; Santalales; Ximeniaceae
Product: peroxidase 43
Exons: 3
Coding region: 437-1429 (330 amino acids)
Biological process (GO): response to oxidative stress; hydrogen peroxide catabolic process
Cellular component (GO): plasmodesma; plant-type cell wall
Molecular function (GO): heme binding; peroxidase activity
Source: RefSeq, a predicted model, not a curated record